Messenger RNA from Lepus europaeus (European hare), 288 nucleotides. RefSeq names its product ATP synthase-coupling factor 6, mitochondrial-like. The record is from RefSeq and is a predicted model, not a curated record. The coding region runs from base 1 to 288 and encodes 95 amino acids. The transcript has 2 exons. Gene Ontology annotation, molecular function: proton transmembrane transporter activity. Gene Ontology annotation, biological process: proton motive force-driven ATP synthesis. Lineage: Eukaryota; Metazoa; Chordata; Mammalia; Lagomorpha; Leporidae.
AUGACUGUGCACAGGCUCCUCAGGUUCUCCUCGGUUGUCCAGUCAGCAGUCCCAGUCCAUCUGCAGAGGAACAUUGGCAAUACAGCAGUGGCAGUGGAAUUUAAUAAGGAACUUCAUCUUGUACAGAAACUCUGCAUGAACAAGACUAGAGAAUACAAAUCUAAGCGACAGGCAUCUGGAGGACCUGUUGGUGUGCACCCAGAGUGCCAGCAGGAUCUGAAGAGGGAGCUUUUUAAGUUGAAGCAAAUAUUUGGUAAAGCAGACCUGAACACGUUCCCUCAAAUUUGA